Messenger RNA from Balearica regulorum gibbericeps (East African grey crowned-crane), 382 nucleotides. The record is from RefSeq and is a predicted model, not a curated record. Lineage: Eukaryota; Metazoa; Chordata; Aves; Gruiformes; Gruidae.
AUGAGGAGCGGGAGUCGCCGGGUGCUGGGCAGACCUCGGCCGAUUAGCGCGCUGCGCUCAGCCUCCCAGGAGAAGCUGGUAACCCUGAAGAGCCCACUUCCUCCAACAUCCCCGAUCCCGGGUCUCAGUGACCUUGCAAAAGGUCCCCAUGAAGUGCCAUCUGGGUGCCGCAGGAGGCGGAUCAAAGAGACCGAUCCAGCUUAUGUCAUGCUGGCAAUGCAAGGAGACCAACCUGACCAGAACUGUGCCUACUCAGAAAAAAGAGAAGCAGUAAAAGUUAGCAAAUUAAUUAGCAAUAGUUAUAGGACUGACUGGUUUUAGCAGUGUACUGGAUGGGAAAAAAAGAUUCAAGAAGCAUCAGAAUAUAGUGAGCAGUCCAAAG